AUGGCUACCACCUCUAAGUGUUCGAAAGGGCCUAAUGACGACGACUUGCCUAAGCGGCCACACUUGGAACUCUUCAACUACGAUCCAUCGGAGUCAAAUCAGCUUUCCUUUCACAUAUUCUCUCAACUACCAGUGGAGCUCCGCCUGCUCGUAUGGAACCACGCCCUCCGGUGCAAUCGCUUGCUGCAUGUGACUGUUGAGGAGGUGGGGGAUAGAAAUCUCUCUUGUCAUACCAGAUAUACGCUCCUUAACGCCUUAGGUAGGCCUAUGACCGGAAAUCACUAUAGAGUUGUCAUAAAACCCCGAGGCCCAUUCCUUUCAAGGCUUAUGAGAGUAAACCGCGAGUCUCGAGAAGCCACCCUAGCUUUCUACCAUGUGAAGCUACCAUGCUACCUCGGAUCCAAUCCUCACAGCGAGAAGAGGACACUCUCACUGAACCUAGAUUGGGAUUACCUUAAAAUCGCAGCCGGACCAUCAUGGAACAACAUAUUUAUUGACUUCAUCCACGACCUUCGCGCCCUGGACCCCCAAGGCCGUGGUCUCCAACACCUUGUCAUCAAUGACAACUUCAGUGCAUCAUCCACCAACAACGAAUCUCACCCGAGAAGAGAAGAUAUCAUGGCAUUCGAGCCCCCUGGCAUCGAUAAUACCGCUAUGGAAGCUUUCGCGGCUACUGUGCGAAACCUCAAGAGCAUUUGGUUCAUGUGUGUCCAUCCUGGUGGCCGCGCCCUCGAUGUGCUGACCUAUACCCACGCACACGUCUUCAACUACGGCUUUCCUAUCUUUCCGGCCUUUACUUUCUUUGACCGUCCAACUCGGGACCCGCGAAACAUUUCGCGCGAUCUGCUGAAAGUAUGGGGUGGCGUGCAUGACCCACGCGAGAAACCUUUCGGCUGGCGGAGCCUGCUACGUAACCUCACUAUCGACCCGGACGAGCUCGAUCCGUCAGUGGACGUUCGUGUGAUGAUUGGUUCCAACCAGGAGUAUAACGUCCGCAGCCGCGCGGAUGCUAUCGGGUACCUUCAGGAAGAGGACUUUGAGUGGCUGAGGCUGCAGUGGUGGUUCCGUGGCUGGGAGGGCGAAGGAUGGAACGGUAACCGGCCAGCGGGAUGCUUUGGAACGGCAUCUGGACUGAGGCCUAGCUUGCCUAGUUUCGACGGCCCAGAAGUGCUUUCUGUGGCGCCACGUCCGGCGUUGGGAUUCUGGUUGUUCCCCCCAGAGGCUUUUGGGGAGAUGCGCGAAGAGGAGUCUCCAGGUUGGCUUAAGAUCAAGGGAAUUUUUAACUUGAGUAGCGAUUGGCCUGAUCUUGCACUUGCACACAUAAACUGA
Colletotrichum truncatum is the source of this 1329-nucleotide messenger RNA. Its product is annotated as pectinesterase precursor. Lineage: Eukaryota; Fungi; Ascomycota; Sordariomycetes; Glomerellales; Glomerellaceae. The record is from RefSeq and is a predicted model, not a curated record.